AUGUCCACAGAAAUGAAACAGACCCUGGCGAGUAAGCCGGCGGAUGGUGAAGCCGGAGUAGGGCAAACUUCAGGAUAUGCAGACCUUGAAGCCGACAAGACAUAUCGUAAGAAAGUGGACUUCUGGGUUCUGCCGUUGUUGUGCUUGAUGUACUUUUUUGAUUGCAUGGACCGGAGCAAUCUAGCAAAUGCAAAAACGGACGGCAUCGAUGUUGACUUGAACUUCAAAGGAAAUGAUUACUCCCUCAUUAUCCUGAUAUUCUAUAUUCCAUUUGGUCUUUUUAAUUUACCAUGGAAUUUAUUGAUCAAACGCUAUUCUGGGCGCUGGACGCUCUCCACCAUGUCCGUGGUAUGGGGAAUACUUGCAUUGUGCCAGUGUGCAGCUAAAGACUUCGGGUCUCUUCUUGCGAUAAGAGUCAUUCUAGGCAUAUUUGAAGCGGGAUUCUUUGCUGGGGCAACCUAUUAUUUAACGACGUUCUAUACGCGCGGGGAGAUGGGAUUUCGACUGGCUAUCAUACAGUCAUUUGCAGUGCUUGCCUCCGCGUUUAGUGGUCUAAUAUCAUUUGGUGUAUUCCAAAUCAACAGUCCUACCGUCCACGGCUGGCAAUGGCUUUUUAUUAUUGAAGGCUCAAUGACACUGCUCACGGGCCUUGUGGGAUUCGCCAUCCUGCCAGACUCACCACAAACUGCAUGGUUCUUGAAUGACCGCGAGAAAGAGGCCGCGAGGGCUCGGCUACUACGUGACUCCUCAUCAGAGAUAGACACGGGCUUUAAUCUCAAAGAUUGCUUUCGAUCGUGGAACGACUGGAAAUUUCCGAUUUGGUGCAUUAUUACCUUCACCUAUCCUGUUGCCUAUGCUACUGCGAUGAAUUUCUUCCCAUUGAUCGUUCAACGCCUGGGAUUUUCUGUCAUAAAGACCAACCUUUGGACUGUAGCACCUAACCUUGUCGGCACGGUAGUUUUACUGUGUGUUGCGAAAUCUUCUGAUUAUUUUCGCGAACGAACGUUUCAUAUUGUCUUCUCGCUGUCUUUGUCCCUGAUUGGAAUGAUUAUGCUCGCUGCUAUUGAUGUUCUGGAAAACAAAGCGGUCGCUUAUUUUGCAUGCUUUCUGAUGGCAGCAGGUGCAUACAUCCCAUCUUCUUUGGUUCAUGCGUGGCACAACAACAACAAUGUCCACGAAAACUCUCGCGCAGCUAAUACGGGGUUCUUUGUGGGCUUGGGUAACCUAGCAGGAAUUUUGAGCGCAGCCACAUUUCGAACUGAAUAUGCACCAAAGUGA
Molecule: messenger RNA, 1278 nt
Organism: Penicillium manginii
Lineage: Eukaryota; Fungi; Ascomycota; Eurotiomycetes; Eurotiales; Aspergillaceae
Product: allantoate permease
Exons: 5
Coding region: 1-1278 (425 amino acids)
Biological process (GO): transmembrane transport
Cellular component (GO): membrane
Molecular function (GO): transmembrane transporter activity
Source: RefSeq, a predicted model, not a curated record